AUGAGUUUCGGAAAGGAUUUCAGUCUUGAAGAAGACAUGUCACAGGCAGUAGAAGGCAGUGCGGCUCUCGCGUGGCGUCUCCUCGCAACCUUGGAAGGCGGUUCUCUAUUGCUGGCCACUUCGGCACUAUUAGCAUACACUGUGAGAAAUAAGAUAGUUUGCCAGAAUCGGACCAGGCGAAACAUUAGGAACGUAUUGGUUACAAACACAACUAACUUAUUAGGAAGAGAACUGAAGAGCAGGCUAGAGGCGCGUGGUUGCUUUGUGGAGACGGUGGAGCAAAUCAGCGACGUCACGGACAAUGCAAGUACUAGAACUUCGAGUUGUAUGAGAAGUAACAAAGUUGAUGCAAUCGUGGUGAUCGGCGCAGAACCUAAAACAGAAGGCCUGGACGGAAUGGCUAGUCUAGUUACUGAAGACAUUUACCAGAAUUUAAGGUUCUUAGAAUCAGUAUCGUUCCGCCUCCAUCCUGGAGGAUACAUCGCGUGGGCGUGCGCUCGCGAUAGUUCUGGUUCCCAGGGCGCUUUUAGCGACGCGGGCGCAGCCUUCGACACUGUACUCCGGGCCAGUUUACAUCACGUCGCUGAACUACAUAACUGCAAGGCGCUUUGGGUGGGCAGGCGGACGGGUGCCGCGAAGGAAACAGUGGCCGCGCUUUUCGCCUGCGCUCACGGACCAUCAGUCUAUGGAUUCUCUGUCAGAAAUGCUGCUCGCCAACUAGGAGAGUGUCUCGGCAGAUGGCUAAAGAUACUAACGUGA
Arctia plantaginis is the source of this 759-nucleotide messenger RNA. NCBI's taxonomy places the organism in Eukaryota, Metazoa, Arthropoda, Insecta, Lepidoptera, Erebidae. The record is from the annotation of a GenBank genome assembly.